This is a messenger RNA of Cannabis sativa, 4593 nucleotides long. RefSeq lists its product as uncharacterized. Gene Ontology annotation, biological process: cytosolic ribosome assembly. The transcript is spliced from 2 exons. Gene Ontology annotation, cellular component: cytosol; ribonucleoprotein complex. Gene Ontology annotation, molecular function: GTP binding; GTPase activity; ribosome binding. Lineage: Eukaryota; Viridiplantae; Streptophyta; Magnoliopsida; Rosales; Cannabaceae. The coding region runs from base 282 to 3365 and encodes 1027 amino acids. The record is from RefSeq and is a predicted model, not a curated record.
UAAUUUUUGUCGAACGCGUUGCAUAAAUUGCUGCAAAUACAAAUAGAAUAAGAGGGAGGGAAAGAGCAAAUUGCCCCAAGGGAGAACGGCUUCCAUUGAUUUUGAUUUCGACCAAGGGAGGAAGAAGAGGUACCGUUGUCUGUAACCAUUUUCUCUCCGUCCAAACAUCUUUCCAGAACUAGAAACCUGUUUGAUUUGUUUGGCAGUUGAAUUUGACCUAGUUCUGAUUUCAAGCUUCGGCUUUCUUGUAUACUGUUCAAAUUGAUUUUUUUGAGACAAAAAUGGGGGAUUCCGAUACACGUAAUAUCCGAAGCAUAUGCAUAUUAGCUCAUGUCGAUCACGGCAAGACCACGCUUGCCGAUCACUUGAUCGCCUCUUCCGGAGGUGGUUUACUCCACCCUAAGCUCGCCGGGCGUCUCCGGUUCAUGGACUAUCUCGAUGAGGAGCAGCGGCGCGCCAUUACCAUGAAGAGCUCCUCAAUAGGUCUCCGGUAUAAGGAGCAUUCCAUUAACCUUAUUGAUUCCCCUGGCCAUAUGGAUUUCUGUAGCGAGGUCUCUACGGCGGCGCGAUUGAGUGACGGAGCAUUAGUUUUGGUUGAUGCCGUCGAAGGUGUUCAUAUCCAAACCCAUGCGGUUUUGCGGCAAGCUUGGAUUGAGAAGCUAACCCCGUGUUUGGUGCUUAACAAGAUUGAUAGAUUAAUUAGUGAGCUUAUGUUGAGUCCCAUGGAGGCGUAUACGAGGUUGUUGAGGAUUGUUCAUGAAGUCAAUGGCAUUGUGAGUGCGUAUAAGUCUGAGAAAUAUUUGUCAGAAGUUGAUUCGAUACUUGCUGGGCCUUCUGGUGAAUUUGGAGAUGAGAGUCAUGAAUUUGUAGAGGACGAUGAGGAAGAUACUUUUCAACCCCAAAAGGGAAAUGUGGCAUUUGUGUGUGCAUUGGAUGGAUGGGGUUUUACUAUACAUGAUUUCGCCGAGUUCUAUGCUUCCAAGCUUGGGGCAAGUGCAGCUGCAUUGCAAAAGGCGCUAUGGGGUCCUCGGUAUUUCAAUGCAAAGAGUAAGAUGAUUGUGGGGAAGAAGGGAAUUGGUGGAGGAAGUAAAGCUCGUCCUAUGUUUGUUCAGUUUGUGCUUGAGCCACUUUGGCAAGUUUACCAGGCUGCUUUGGAUACUGAUGGAGACAAAAAGAUGCUUGAGAAAGUAAUUAAGUCAUUUAAUCUGUCUGUACCACCUCGGGAGCUUCAAAACAAGGAUCCCAAAAUUGUACUUCAAUCAGUGAUGAGCCGUUGGCUUCCUCUGUCUGAAGCAGUGUUAUCAAUGGUAGUCAAGUGUAUGCCUGACCCUAUUACAGCACAGGCAUUUCGAAUUCCACGUUUACUCCCCAAAAGAGAGGUUGUCGUUGAUGAAGUUGAUUCUGAUGUGCUUGCAGAGGCUGAGCUUGUGAGAGCAUCGGUUGAAGCUUGUGAUUUGAGUCCGGAAGCUCCUUGUGUUGCUUUUGUAUCCAAGAUGUUUGCUGUUCCGAAGAAAAUGCUUCCUCAAAGGAAUUCCCAAGGUGAAUUCAUCAAUAAUUAUAUUGAUGAAAGUGAAGAUGAUGACUCGGGCGAAUGCUUUCUUGCAUUUGCGAGGAUCUUUAGUGGGGUUCUUUAUUCAGGACAGAAGAUUUAUGUACUUUCAGCUCUAUAUGAUCCAUUAAAAGCAGAGUCAAUGCAAAAUCAUGUACAGGAGGCUGAGUUGCAAUCUGUGUACCUAAUGAUGGGUCAAGGUUUAAACUCUGUUCCUUCUGCUCGUGCAGGAAAUGUUGUGGCAAUAAGAGGCCUCGGCCAAUAUAUUCUGAAAAGUGCAACUCUUUCUUCCACAAAGAACUCUUGGCCAUUCUCAAGUAUGGAGUUUCAAGUUGCUCCAACCCUUAGAGUUGCUAUUGAACCAUCUGAUCCUGCAGAUAUAACUGCAUUAAUGAAAGGUUUAAAGCUUCUAAACAGAGCAGACCCGUUUGUAGAGGUCACAGUUUCUUCAAGGGGAGAGCAUGUUCUGUCUGCUGCAGGGGAAGUUCAUCUUGAGAGAUGCAUAAUGGAUUUGAAGGAGAGGUUUGCUAGAGUAAGCUUGGAAGUUUCACCGCCUCUUGUUUUUUAUAAAGAGACUAUUGAGGGAGAUGCAAUUAAUACUCUUGAGAAUUUAAAAACUUUAGUUGGGAGCUCAGAUUAUGUUGAGAGGACCACUCCAAAUAAAAGGUGUGUCGUUCGGGUGCAAGUCAUAAAGCUACCACCUUCUCUAACUAAGGUUCUUGAUGAAAGUUCUGAUUUACUUGGAGAUAUUAUUGGUGGUAAGACUGGACAUACAAAUAAAAGAUUCCCAACACAGAUAUCUAGUCUUACGGACACUGAUACUCCAAUAGAAACCUUAAGAAAACGCAUGAUAGAUGCUGUGGAGAGUGAUAUUUUGUCAAGGAACGAGAAUGAUAAGGACCGGGUAGAAAAGCUAAAAGGAAAAUGGCUAAAGCUUCUUAAGAGAAUCUGGUCACUUGGACCUCGGCAGAUUGGUCCUAACAUUCUCUUUACUCCAGAUUCUGAAGAAAAAAGUACUGACUCCUCUGUUCUCAUUCGCGGUUCCUCUCAUGUAUCCAACAAACUAGGAUUCGUAGAUGGUUCCGGUCUCUCUGACAUAGCAGACAAGACAUCCUCAGAAUCAACUCAAGCACUGUAUGUUGAGGCAGAGCGUCUUGAGAGUAGCAUAGUGUCUGGUUUUCAGCUAGCUACAGCAGCUGGCCCGUUAUGUGACGAACCCAUGUGGGGUUUGGCAUUUGUUGUUGAAGCUUUUAUUUCUCCAAUGACAGCUCCUGAUGAAUCUGAAACCUCUCAACUGCAGUCUGAACAAUAUGGUAUCUUUAGUGGUCAGGUUAUGACAGCUGUUAAAGAUGCUUGUAGAGCAUCUGUGUUAGAAAAGAAACCACGACUUGUGGAAGCAAUGUACUUUUGCGAGCUAAACACAUCGACAGAAUAUCUGGGUCCUAUGUAUGCUGUCCUUUCACGAAGGAGGGCGCGGGUUUUGAAAGAAGAAAUGCAGGAAGGUUCUCCAUUGUUCACGGUGCACGCAUAUGUUCCUGUAUCUGAAAGCUUCGGUUUUGCAGAUGAGCUUAGGAGGUGGACUUCCGGGGCUGCAAGUGCUCUCCUUGUGCUUAGCCACUGGGAAGCACUUCCUGAGGAUCCUUUCUUUGUCCCCAAAACAGAGGAGGAAAUUGAAGAGUUUGGUGAUGGCUCUAGUGUGCUCCCUAACACUGCUAGAAAGCUCAUCGAUAAUGUAAGAAGACGGAAGGGCCUUCCAGUUGAGGAAAAAGUAGUACAACAUGCAACAAAGCAGAGGACCCUAGCUCGUAAAGUGUAGAUGUUCUUUUUUGUGUAGAGGAUAUAUUUUCAGAUUAUUGGCACAAGAAAAUAUGCGUAGACAAAGGAACUUGGAUUAGUUGGAUGAAUGAAUGCAACAGUAACUAUGCUGACAGAUGAAAGAAAUAGGCUUUUGACAGAGAAUAUGGACUCAGUCAAUCUAUCAUUUUCUGCAUUUGCUUGAGAUGAUGGUUCAGGAAGAAAGACAUUGCAAGCGAUUGAGUUUCUCCUAUAAAGAAUUUGGUAUGUUUCACUCCACUAUUGUUUCAUGAAGCCAUAAAUGGUUGUAGUUUAGGUUUUGUUUGGAACUUGAAUUUUAUCAAAGAAAAUUUUAUAUUUAUAUAAAAAGAAGUAAGAAUAAGAUACAGGAAAAUGUUUGAAUAAAUUCAUAAAAAUUCUUAUUUUUAUGAAAAAUAUGACACUAAAUUGAGUUAUCAUUUUUUCUGAAAAAUAAAGAGAGAAAACUUUGUCUCAAUCUUAGUAAACCAAAUAAGAGAACAUUUCUUUUUUAAUUUACUUUUUUUUUCCUAACUUCUAUAUUCCAACAAGAAAGUUAAUUCUUCUCCACCAGUGGUAACUGGAAAAGAAAACAAAAACAUCUAGAGUUUGACCUACAUUAAUUUUCUAUAAAAUCUCCAUUUUUAUCACAGGCCUAGAGGUGCAUGAACUGAGAUUGCGUAUUUGCUCAAAUACAAAGUGCUCCCCCAUGAACUCUGCAGUUUUUUAAAGAAGAAAUAGGUUCAAUUCAGACCAACUCUGUUCAUGUCUGCUGCUAGAUCAACUAGGUGAAUGACAGAGUGCUGGAUUUCCUUCUCAUCUGUUGUUUAUUUGUGACUUUAAAUUGAGUCUGUCAAUCCUGAAUUCGAAGUGGUGGAAUAGGAGGCAGAUUGAAUUGAAGAAAUUCAAAAUUUUCUUCUUGGUUUCAAAAAGCAAAUGACAAGGCAGUUUGCUUGCUGUGCCGGGAACAUAAAAAUCUGUUUGGUGUUGCAUGAAUUUAACCUAUUUUGUUUAUUAUGUCCUGAUUACCAUUCCAAUUGUAUCCAAAUUUUUGGUUUGUAAAAUUAUGAAGAUUUGAGAUAGCCACCUUUGGCAUUAUUUAUUCUUUGUGUUUUUUUCUUCUUUAUUUUGGGUGCAGAAAUGUAUUUAUUAACUGUGUGUAUACUUCAUAAUUCAUAUUGUUAAUACAGGUUAUAACACUGAGACAGUAUAGAGAGUUUUGACAAAUAAAA